This is a messenger RNA of Mizuhopecten yessoensis (Yesso scallop), 6181 nucleotides long. Its product is annotated as activating transcription factor 7-interacting protein 1-like. Gene Ontology annotation, molecular function: protein binding; transcription coregulator activity. The record is from RefSeq and is a predicted model, not a curated record. Gene Ontology annotation, biological process: regulation of DNA-templated transcription. Gene Ontology annotation, cellular component: nucleus; transcription regulator complex. The transcript is spliced from 11 exons. Lineage: Eukaryota; Metazoa; Mollusca; Bivalvia; Pectinida; Pectinidae. The coding region runs from base 320 to 4012 and encodes 1230 amino acids.
CCCCCCUCUCGUUAAACACGUUUUCCCCUCAAUUUAGAAUGAUACAUUUGCAAAGUGGUGUACGGGGAUGAAAAUUGUCUCCCUUGGUAGUCAGAAUAAAAAGGUUCCAAAUUAAAAAGGCCAAGAGAUGGCGCUUACGUACCUCGAUUUGAUUGGUUGUUCAGAUAGCUAUGUUAAUUUUCAUCUAUAUUACAAGCAUGCGCAGUGACACAUGGCGCGGGAAGCCAUCUUGAAUUUUCAUAAAUGAAAAUAUCCUCAACAAGAGACUGCAAAUGCUGUAACAGACUAAUCCUUGAUACAUCAUUGUGAGGUGGGCAAGAUGUCGGCCACAGAAAACGAAGUUUGUAGCCUGACAAUGCCGUAUCCUUCCACUGUCGGAAAGAGUACAAACUGUGUGACUAGCACCAUGCCAGUGUCUGAGGAAAUGGAUUCCUCGACCCCAUCCAGUACAUCUGGACACCCCAAAGAUUGUAAUGGUGGAACUAACGGUGUCAGCAAGGACAUCAGUCUCAACUUUACACAGACACUCCUCAGCCUCAAGGCUCUCAACGGGCAGACAAAGUUUGGUACUGAGGACAAGAAAGUCACAAGUAAAGAAGAAGACAUUGUCAUACUAGACCACAGUCCAUCAUCGGAUGCAAACCCUAAAGCGGCUGUAUCUGGCACAUCCUCCUCACCCAGCCUCCUCCCCGCAUCAUUGCUGCCAAAGCCCCCAAUUUCUAUGACUGAGGGUGUUAGGCCAGCAACCAAUAGUGUAUAUGAACACCCUAAAGCUAAUAAAUUUGAAAUUAAUGAGAGAGUAAGAAGCUCGUUCAAAGAUAUUAUGUCAAAAAUUCAGGAAAAUACUCCAAGCUUACAAAAUCUUCUAGCUAAAACCAAAGAUUUAGACACACGUGAAAGGAAAGAGGAGAGGGAAAGACUUGAGCGUGAGCAACAGGCUGCCAAGGCCAUAUCUACGAUGGGCAAGGGAAGUGGUGAUAAUGUAUUUGAGAACUUGAAAGGAUUAAACUGUGAUACCGACCUUAGAGAAAAACCUAUAACAAAAAGUGUUGACAUUGUUGCUUGUUCCACUGCACCAAGUAUAAAACCGCCAAUAUCUAGUAUAAGUAAUUCAAAGGAUCAGGAUGUGAUUUUAUUGGAUGAUCCAGAGCUUGAGGAAGACAUAAAAUCUAAACCAGUUGUAGAAGCCUCGGAAACACCGUCCGAGGAGCAGAAAGAUGAAAUAAAAACGGACUUAGCCGAAGAGACUAAAGCUGUACAAGACUGUGAUAAUUCUAGCAAUGUGCAAUUAACAAUCAGGGAUUCCUCCAGGUCUCCAAUUUGUAUUGAUAGUGACAAUUCAUUUGAAAAUGAGGCACCUAUAAAAUCAGACAGUAGUAGCACGAUCAAGGCAGAGGAGGAGCUGCUGAAGAUUGACCAAGACGAGGUGACCAAUGACAAGAAGGUGGAGGAGACCGAUACCAAGGAGGAGGAGGAACGGCUUCUAGCUUCAGAUUCAGAUGAUGACAAAACCAAGGAAUCGAAACUUAACAACGAGGACAAAAAUGGGGAUGGGAAACAGGGAGAGUCUGCAGAGAGCCUAAAUAUGGAAGUAGAAAACAAAGAGGAGGACAUUCUAGUGUUAGAAGCAAAUGGGGAAAAAACAGAACAGGAAGGGAAAGACUGUGAUGAGAGUGAUGUGAAAGUGGGAGAUAGUGAUAAAGAAGCAGAUGUGAAAGGAAAUAAUGAAAUAAAUGAGGAAAAAGAUGAAUCAAAGGACGAGUCAAAGGAAAAAGAAGAUAGCAUCGGCGUAAAAGAGGAGGAUGUGAAAAAGGAGGUGAAAGAAAUCGAGGUAAAAAUGGAAGUAGAUGAGGAUGAUGCUAGUCAGUCUAGUUCCUCAAGUAGUGACUCUAGUGCCUCCUCAAAGAGCAGUCAAGAGGAUGUUAAAAGUCAAGUGAAGACUGAGGUAAAAUCUGAGGACAGUGGUUCUUCGACUCCUGAAUCUGCAGAUCGUAAACGGCCAGCAGACUCUUCUGAUUUAUCAGCACAACCCAAGCGCUCUCGACUUGACAUGGUCAUAGGCAAACUAGGUUCUGCAAUUGGCAUCCAACCAGAUACUCUGAAAGAUGAACCUGAUGAGAUGUCAGACAUUGAAGAAUCGCACGAGAGUGAGGUGACAGAGUCUGUUAAAUCUGAGGACACCACCUCUACGGUCACAGAGGAUGAAGAUGAUAGUCAAGACUCUCCCAAAAAGAAGCCAGGAGUGAAAAAACACAGGAUACGACUGACAGAAUCUGAGUUGGAACAGAUUGUACGCACAAAGGUGAAGAUGUACAUGAAAGUAGAGAGAGAAAAGAAAUAUAAGGAAAUGCAGGAUAAAGUUGAGGAGCUAACACAGACUAUUGAUUUCUGGAAGUCUAACUAUCGUGAGCUGGAACGCCAAGUCCUGAAUGUCACCAUUCUACAGCAAAAACAUGAAAAGAGAAAGGCCAAGACUGUAGCUCUCAGGGAAUUAAGUACAAAGAAUGUCGGUGUCCAAGUUGAUGAAAACAAGACGAACCAAAUGAACCACCUGAGCCAACAGACCACACCCACCAAGGGUAGCCAGGCAAUGUCCAAGACUCAAACAAAGACUAAUGCUGUUGGAGCAUUCCAGCCUAUCCUUGUGAAAAAUUCAACGGCUGGAGUAACCAUGCCCAUCCUGGCUCCACCCAAUACCAGUGUCCUACUCUCUACCAACACUGUGCCUCCAAAGCUUACACCAAUGACUGUCACUAAGAUGUCCCAGAGUUUGGCGACUCCAGGAUCUCCCUGCCUCAUCCAGAGCCUUGCAACAACUCCUGGUAUGGUAAACAAUGCCCUUCCAAAGACAGUGAUGCAGUCGCCUAUGGACCGAUCAGUGAAAAACCUUCUUGAAAACAAACGGAUGGUGAUGCCAGCGACCAAGCUAAUGGGGGCCAAUCCUCCAGUUUCUGGUCUCAUACCUGUUCUGGUGACCACCAGCCAGCCCAAUAUGGCACGCCCCCCUCUACUAGCCAAGCCAAGCAACACCCUGACCAUUUCUACUCCAGGCCAAAGUCGGCCUGGCGAUGUAGUGGACCUGACAGGAGAAGAGGAUACAGGCAUGAAACGAUACACAACUCCAGCUGCCUCCACCAACCUGGUCACAGGUGUGCCUCAGGGCAUCCCAGUAACCACCGUCCAGCCCGGGGGACUCCUACCACAACAGAUUCUCCGCCCGACAAUCCCCAGUCAAGCACAUGGAGUAGCCAGUAACUCAGGAAUCCUACUCAGCACUCCAGCUGGCACACAAAUAAUGCGCAACCCUCAACAAACGUUCCAGUUAGUGUUCAACUCAUCAUCACCUGCAAUACGCCCAGGAAGUCUGCUCACUGUCAUGCAGGGUCCUGGUGGAAAUAACCAGAUCAUUAGGCCAAUCAUGACCACAACUUCAGGCCAGCCUCCUCAGCUCCGUGCAGCAGCUGCAAUACAGCCACCAGUACAACGGGCCAACCUGUCGAAGACUGUGGCACCCUCCAAUGUCAAGAUUAUGACCCGUCCUCCACCACCACUACAGGUGGCUCCUCCACCACCUCUACAAGUUGCUCAACCGAUCAACUCAGCACCCCCGCCGAAAGCUCCAGAACCUCACCACCCUGCUCCUCUUCCUGUAGCCUCUUCUGAUCAAGUCAAGCCUGGACAGAAGCCAUUACCACCAAAACCCACACUAAAGAUCUCCAGGGUCAGUCAAGGCAUUGUAUUGUCAUGGAACAUGACCCUGAACCAGACCCCACAUGCUGAUGUAGCCUCUUACCAGUUGUUUGCCUACCAGGAAGGUAGCACACAUCCCACCACAGCACUAUGGAAAAAGGUGGGAGACGUGAAAGCAUUGCCUCUUCCCAUGGCAUGCACCCUAACCCAGUUCCAGGAGGGCAAUCGCUAUCACUUUGCUGUGAGAGCAGUAGAUGUCCACACAAGAGUGGGACCUUUCAGUGAACCUAACACCAUUCACCUUCUAUCUAAAAAGGACUAAUACUAUGCAUCUUUGGUGUCCGUAUUAAGAACAACUCGAGACAAAUAUUGGAACCGAUACCAUUGUUAUAAGCAGACAGGACACAAAUUCUCACUGUUGAUCAUGGAAUCAAUCUUUCACAAAUAUUCCACAUUUAAUUAUUUUUUUUAGUCUCAAAUGCAAAAGUACAGUUUACUGGCAUUUCUUCCUCUUUCAGGUUUACUCUACAAAGCACACUUCCCAAGCCUUAUCACAAGUAACUAUUCCAAGUAAUUUUACUAAUUCCAGCACUGCCAGUUAGACACAUAAUUUUAAUUCAGCAAAUCAUCUUGCGAGAACUAUACAGCAAACUUGUUUGUAUGGCAGCAUGACUCAAAUUAACUUUUGUUGCAGUAAGUGACAGUUGAAAAGUAAAAAAUGAUGUUGUACAUUGAACACCUGUUCUUGCUAGAGUGACACGAUCAAACCUCAGGAGUUGCCACAUUUUACCUCAGCUUUUAAUUAUGAUAUUAGAGAAUGUCAAUAGUACCAAGACAUUUGUAUCGGGCAUAGUAAAUGUUACAAAAAAGUGUCUUCUUGGAGUCUACUGAAUUAUAGACACAACUGAUUGCCUUCUACAGGAAAGAGGUGUGAUACAAAUUCACAAAAUAAUAUUCUAGCUUGUAAUGUAUUUACACUUGCUUGUUUUACUUUACUUACUGGUUUGAGAAGGUUAUCUCCCUGUACUUGUGUGACAUAUAGUACUAGACCUUGUUACUUGUACAUGAGUGACAGACUUGUACUAACCUUGUAGCCUGUACAUGGGUGACAGACUUGUACUAAACUUGUUACUGGUAAUGGUUGACAGACUUGUACAUGGUUGACAGACUUGUACUUACCGUGUUACUUGUACAUGGGUGACAGACUUGUCCUUACCGUGUUACUUGUAAUGGUUGACAGACUUGUACAUGGGUGACAGACUUGUACUUACCGUGUUACUUGUACAUGGGUGACAGACUUGUACUUACCGUGUUACUUGUAAUGGUUGACAGACUUGUACAUGGGUGACAGACUUGUCCUUACCGUGUUACUUGUACGUGGGUGACAGACUUGUCUUUACGGUGUUACUUGUGCAUGGGUGACAGACUUGUCCUUACCGUGUUAUUUGUACAUGGGUGACCGACUUGUCCUUACCGUGUUACUUGUACAUGGGUGACAGACUUGUCCUUACCGUGUUACUUGUACGUGGGUGACAGACUUGUCCUUACCGUGUUACUUGUGCAUGGGUGACAGACUUGUACUUACCGUGUUACUUGUACAUGGGUGACAGACUUUUACUUACCUUGUUACUUGUAAUGGUUGACAAGACUUGUAAUGACCCUGGUACUUGUAAUGGUUGACAGACUUGUAAUGACCCUGUUACUUGUACAUGGGUGACAGACUUGUACAAACCUUGUUACUUGUAAUGGUUGACAGACUUGUAAUGACCCUGGUACUUGUAAUGGUUGACAGACUUAUAAUGACCCUUGUUACUUGUACAUGGGUGACAGACUAGAACUGAAAAUUGUUUCCUAAACAUGAUGGACAACUAAACAUGAUUGACAACUAAACAUGAUUGACAAAAAAGCAUUGAACCUUGUUUCCUAUAUUAUCCAUGCUUUAAAGACUAGUACAAAAAACUAACUUAUUAAAAGUUCUGACAUCACCUUGCAUGGAUAGUUUUGUUCUAUUUCAGGAACAUUAUUGGGACAGACAACUCUGAAAUAGUAGCUUUUCAAACAUGUCGUGAUUGCAGCUGGACAGAUAACCGAGUCUAGCUGGAAGUAUUGUAGAAUCUGGCAGUGCUAGUAUAGCCACCUAUAUAAUGAAUAAAUGACUAAUGUUGACCACUUGUGAGGACUAGAUGUAUGUGUGUAGAGGCUGAUAGUGAGAUAUUUAUAUACCUGUAUAUAUACAUUGAUAGUGAGUGUGUGAGGACAGAAGUGUAAUGUACUCGUCUGACAUGUCACUUCUUUUUAACAGAGUGUUUGGGCAUUUUCUUGUUUGUAAAAAAAUUGUAUAUAUAUUAUAUAUUUUAUUGUGUAUACGUCUUCUCAAUUUCUUCGUUUUUUAAUAUUAUGCCCAAAAAUUAAAUUUUCCAGAAAUGGAUGACAUGUUAUUUUACUGUUUGUACAAUGAAGACAUUAAAAUAAUAAUUAUUUCGAUUUCCGA